AUGGACCUGGUGGUCAAACUCUCAUGCGAACAGAAUGGAGUGGAUGGAAUACUGUUUGGUAGGCUCCAUAGUCGGUCCAAGGGGCUGCAUUUUCAGAAGAGUGCACCACCUCAUUUGUCCAAGUUGAGUGGGAUGCAUGCCCAACCUGUGAAGCGGCUCCACAAAAGCGAUAUUGAGCUGGAGUAUUCACCGGUUGAGCUGCACGAUGAUACAGACGUUGUCCAACGAUGUCAGUCCAGUUUAGCCAUGCGUUCUUGGCAGCCGUCAGCGAGGGGCGCUGGCGAGGAUUUUGAACUAGUUAGUCGCCGCGGACUCGCAUCGCUGAAUUUAGGGUGUUGCUGCUCCAACCCUACCACUUUCGACGCCAAAACAGCGAACCUACGACUCCAGUCACUCGGUGCCAAUACUUCGCAAGCUUCGCCGGCCGCCUCCCAACUUGUCGUCGAACUCGCUGCGCUUGCUUUUUCACCACUGACGCAGCGCCGUCUUAGCCUUGUUCCGACAUCUUCUCGUGUGUUCCUCGACCUCGCCAAACCAUCACCUCGACACCAUGCCCAUGCGAUACGCGUGUGGUCGGCCGUUCAUCAUCUGAACAGCUCCGCCCCACCAGCCCGCCUGUGGAGGCAAGUGAAAGUGAACAUUGUUAGGCGGGGCGCUGUUGUUCUUCCACCCAACACCGUCAACACGGCGGCCAACAUGGUUAAACCGGACCCUGCGCGUAAUUACUACGCCGACCUAGAGAUUUCCGCAAACGCAGACGAGAACGAGAUUCGCAAAGCUUUUCGCCAGCUCGCACUCAAAUUCCACCCCGAUCGCAAUCCCGGCCGCGAGGCAGAGUUCGUGACCAAGUUUCAGCAGAUCCAGGCUGCGCAUGAGGUCCUGAGCGAUCCGCAACUGCGCCUGAAGUACGACAACGAGCGGAGGAAAUAUCGGAACCUGCACAUCCCAUCAUACAAUCCGAAUUCCCCUCGGACCCGACCGCCACCUCCUCCCCGCAAUGCCUAUACUACCACAACCUCGAGCGGUUCUUACUAUCGUCCUCCUCCUCCGAAUCCCUCAAAGCCCCCCCCACAACAUCCCCCACCCCCGCAGCACCAUACAACCUUCUCAAGUGGCGCGGAGCGUUUCACCAGCAGCAACUUCCGGGCUCCACCGACUGCACAGCGGCCAAGCCAGCGGCAGACCGAUGCGCAGGCACGGGCGCAUGUCUUCACCGCAUGGCAGAAGAUGAAGCAGCCCCGAGGUGAGGAGGAGCGGCCAGCGAAUAACCCAAACAACCCUAAUGGUGCACCAUUUGGACGGACCCAGAGCACAAGAACGCCAUCCAGGAAGGGCUUUGAUCCGGCAGCUGCAACAGGAGAUGAGAAACAAGCACGAUCAUCAUAUCGUUCCCAUUACGAACGCCCCGUGCCCUCUCCUCCGCAGAGUGGAGACCCAUUGAAGCACUUCAAGGAGCAGAUGGAGGGGGAUGUGCCAUUUGCCGAGGCCAAUCGAGUGCGAACCCCGUAUUCCAGUACGAAGGGAGAACGUACUUCUAUGUUCGGAGAAGGAAUAGGGAGGUCAGCCAGCGUGCGUAAUUCGCCGAUGGGAAGACCUGCAACCUCGGAGAGUGGGGGAUUUUAUUCGGAUUCUGGACGACGCCCUCAGAGGAAGUCAUACGGCGGCAAUGCUACGGAGCCUUUUGUAAACAUGUACCCCUCUUCGACAAGCGACGACGAGUCUAAUUCUGACGAGAUUCCAAAGGCUUCUUUCCAGGCGAAUCGGAAUAAAGCAACGCCACCCAAGAUGCCGCUAAAUCAGCAGCAAACCCAGAAUCAAGGAUCUCCCAGAGGCCCCUUUCAACCACCCCCAGUGAAUGGUCAUAGCAACAACACUACUGAGGCUACGCCCAAUCCCUUCAAGAGCAGGAGUGAGGAGAGCAUCAACAUGAAGUUCUCGCCGUCAGAUUGGCAUGGGAAGUUCCAGGGCGCGCCUGACUACUUUGCCCCGAACAUGGCAAAGGGUACAUUCGGCAAAGGACGGACGUCUCCAACUCGUGGAAGGUCUAGUCAUCGAACUGCCUCAGAGAAAGUACCUACUUCAGGCCAGUCACAGCCGCCUCCUCCACCAACUCCGUUCACCGAGGAUUUACGUGGGAUGCCACCUCCCCCUCCACCUCCUAUUCCUAUGAACAAUAACGUUCCCUCUGGAUCUGCGUCUGCGCCUCAUCCCGCCAAAUUUGCCCCAGAGCAGUGGGCAAAUACAUUUAAGGAAUCAGGCUGGGCAUAUCCAGCGCCAAAAAAAGAUACUUCACCUCGUCGCGGUUCUGUCACUGCAGCGAAGCGGAAACCGCCUUCUCGCAAGGCCUCCACAGCGCCGAAUGGCACUCCAAUCAUCGACCUUCCUGGAGGCUCAGCCAGCUCAAAUACGUCGAGUGGCACACCUAGGAGCAAGAGCGCGCGUUCCUCGAAGCAAGCGUCCGUGGAAGAGGAGAAUGGCGAUGCUAUGGACAUAGAUUCAAGCACGCCACCCGUUGAGAAACCGAAACCUCUCGCACCUGAAGGCGGUCGUGGACGUGCUGCAACCGAGCCUUCUGCACCACCAAAAGCUCGAGCAGCGUCCGAGUCUGGCACGACGUCUCCAACCUUUGAUGGGUUAGCCGGUAUAGCGAAUGUUGAGCCGUUCCUGCCAUCCACAAAAGUUAACGGAGAAGCGUUGGAUGGCCUGGGAGACCUGAAAUCAACUCUCCCAUUCGAAUCUCGAGCUUCAUCCAUCCCCGCCACAAAAGCCAACAAAGCCACCCGUCUCCAAACCCCCCGCGUCCCCGAAGCUCCACACCCACCCGAUACGCUCGAUGCAUCCGCCCUCACCACUUACCUCAACAAGAUGGAAAAAUAUGUCAAAGCUUUCAACAAAUACAACCAAGUCAUGAUCGAGCAUUUCGUUGCCCGCCAAGUCGAAGCCCGCCAGCUCCCCGAACACUUCAUUAACCGCCGCGGCGAACCCAGUAACAAACCCGGCCUGGAGAGCUGUACGAGGUGGGCGAAACAAGACGCCGAGGUCCUGCAGACGUGGAGCAACUCACAGGUAAUGCAUUCAUUGGCGCUUGAGAAGUGUAAGGAGGUAAGGGCGAAGGCGUUGGAUCGAUUUGUUAAGGAGUAA
Molecule: messenger RNA, 3141 nt
Organism: Lindgomyces ingoldianus
Lineage: Eukaryota; Fungi; Ascomycota; Dothideomycetes; Pleosporales; Lindgomycetaceae
Exons: 7
Coding region: 1-3141 (1046 amino acids)
Source: RefSeq, a predicted model, not a curated record